AUGAAGAAAGUUGGACAUGAAUGGACAAUUGGUGAAUACAAUGAAUUCUUUUUGGUGAAUCUCUAUCAAGCACGGUAUGAAGACAUUCUGGCCACUUACAAAGGGGAAACUUUUACAAAGUCUGGAUUGAAGCUCAGUAUUGGUUCUUUUAAUGCCAUUCUUGCCACAUAUAUCAAAUUGGGUCAAGAAAAAGAAGCAGCAGCCUUGAUCAGAGAAGCUCAAGAACGAUGGGGUCUGAUACCAGAUAUUCGCGAUUUCAACCGAAGCAUGAAUCGAUGUAUGCCUAGGGAUACUGAAGUGGUUACCAAGGGACGAGAUUGGAUUGCACAAUAUGGAUUUGAUAAAGUCGAAGUGAUAAACACUAAUCUUCAACAUUUAUUUCGGGAUGAACUUGUGGACGAGGCGGUUUGGAUAUAUGAUACGCUGAAUAAACGCAAUAUACCUUUAGAACUUUCGACAUGUACUUUAUUGAUCAAAAAUCUGACAGAUGCAAAACGAUUACGACUUGUUUCAACCAUUUAUGACGAUAUGACACAACGAGGACUCAAACCCAACCCUUCCAUCUGCGGCUCCAUGUUAUCAAUGUAUGCUCACCGACGACAUGAACAAAAGGCGGAAAACGUGGUGCGCGACAUGGUGAUGGCGGGCCAUCCUAUGAACGAACAUAUUUACAAUCAACUGAUCAAGGUAUACUUCAAGUCAAGGAAUUUAAAAAAGGCAUUACAAGCAUUCGAAGAAAUACAUCGACACCCAAAACUCCAAUUGAACGAAGUGAUUCUUAAUACCAUGGUGGAUGGAUUGGUGAUCAAUAGAGAAAUACAAGCGGCAAGUGUUCUAUAUCGACAAAUGUUAUCUACCAACUCCAAAAUCAAACCGGAUAUGGUGACAUUUAAUACGCUCUUCAAAGGAUUUGUCAAGGCAAAGGAAUUUACACUAGCCAGUGGGGUGAUUCAAGACAUGUACAGAUACAAAUGCGAACCGGAUACUGUAACUUAUACCACGUUGAUCAACUCUAUUUUUGAAUACAAACAACCACGAAAUACAAAGGAAUUGAUGGGCCACGUACUAGGAAUGGGAAUGACACCAAAUAUUUAUACAUUCAACGCAAUGAUCAAUGGUUGGGUACGACAUCAGAACAUGACAGAAGCGGAGGCGACAUUGCAAUUACUACAAUCAUCGACUUACAAACUAUCACCUACAAUCCAUACAAUGACCAAUUUGAUUCAGGGUUAUGUGGAAACGUUGAACUUACCCAAGGCGAUGGAAACUUUUCAAUACGCAGUAUCACGAGGAAUCAAACCUGAUCGUGCAGCUUACAACUUUUUGAUUACUGGAUUUAUAGAUCAUGAUCGAUUUGAUGAUGCAGUGACUUGUUUACGAUAUAUGCGACAAAACAACUUGAAUCCCAACAAGGAUACAUGGACAAUGUUAAUGGCUCAAUGUGUACGAAAGAAACUUUGGAAAACAGGCUCCAUCUUGGUCAAGGAAAUGGAAAAUAGUGGUUUUGAAUUGUGGAAUCCUUCUUUACGUUUACCGAAUGAACUUGUACUAUACAUUCUUCGUCAGUUCCUGGACCUUGCUGAUGUAUGGCGAUUAUUACAGGUGUCCACUCAAUUACGCCAACUUGCCAUUGAUACCAUUCAGAAACGCUGGAAAAUCGAACUUGUCUUUACUCCUGAAACUACAAUGAAGAUUCAGUGUCGUGCAGCCUUGAUUGCUUUAGAACGUCUCUCAACUCAACUGUGUUUACAAACAAGAUAUGCCACUACUCCACCCAAUGGGACAUGUGAUAACAAAUUAUUCAACGAACUGAUGCUCAAGGAAGAACGCUUACACCAACGAAUUAUACAUGGCAUCAGUUCUUACAAACACAAAUACGUUUUGAUUGAAGAUAUUGAUAUUAGGAACCGGAUUCGUGCUACUGUUGAUGUGAUAUUCCACCAUACUGUUUUUGUCGCUGCACUCUCUCGACAACCUGUACGUUGCUCACAAUCAUCUGAUUCUUUCAACAACAAUCGAAGUUUAGCGGCUAUGAUGGUACGAUUGCUAACCCGACUUGAUGCUGCUUUUCCCUCUUAUUGCCGUGAAAUCACUUAUACCUUGGCGGAUCAUAUCAAGGCCUUUUUGGAAUAUACUGGAUACAAACUACUGGCUCAGCUACAACAACAACAACAACAACAUCAACAACUCUCUAGAUCACGUAUCUCUGCUUGUUUUGAUUUGAUGGGCGCUGCUUUUAUUGGGAAAAUCUUGGGUGAAACGCAUGUGGAAUGUGCUGUCCAACGAACAUGUGAAUUAUUGACUGACGAACGACAUCUACUGGGAUUAGUGAAAAAGGUGUUAUUGGUGGAUUUACUGGAUAGAUGGUUGACGAUCAAACGAGGAUUAGUGGCAGGUGAAUUGUGUCGACUAAUACGAUCUGAAAUCGAAACAUGUGAUCGGCAACAACAAUCCCUUUUGCAGCAACAAGAUAUGGGUGGAUUUUCAUCAUUAUUAAUGGAACAACAACAACAUCAUCAUCAUCAUCAUGGAUUUUCUCAAUACCGACAACGUGCUCAUCAACAAUCAUCCCAACAUAUCACUGAUCAACAUCAAGAUACCUCUAAUAUGAUCUUUUUACCACGACCUUCUUCAAUACAAACUCGUUACCAAUUAUCUUGA
Molecule: messenger RNA, 2661 nt
Organism: Halteromyces radiatus
Lineage: Eukaryota; Fungi; Mucoromycota; Mucoromycetes; Mucorales; Cunninghamellaceae
Exons: 5
Coding region: 1-2661 (886 amino acids)
Molecular function (GO): protein binding
Source: RefSeq, a predicted model, not a curated record